This is a messenger RNA of Neoarius graeffei (lesser salmon catfish), 1312 nucleotides long. Its product is annotated as cathepsin S-like. The record is from RefSeq and is a predicted model, not a curated record. Gene Ontology annotation, molecular function: cysteine-type endopeptidase activity. NCBI's taxonomy places the organism in Eukaryota, Metazoa, Chordata, Actinopteri, Siluriformes, Ariidae. Gene Ontology annotation, cellular component: lysosome. The transcript is spliced from 8 exons. Gene Ontology annotation, biological process: immune response. The coding region runs from base 119 to 1090 and encodes 323 amino acids.
GACCUUGUAGAGUGAAAAACUCUUACCUCUGAAGCUCUGGUUUCAGAAUGACUAACAAUUGUGGCUGCAUGAACUCGACUCACCAGGCCAUCGAUAUCUUUGGAAACUGUCAGAAGGUAUGAUGAUGCGUGUCUUGCUUCUGGCUCUGCUCGUCGUUCAGGUUUGCUGUGAUAUGAAUCUAAAUGAAUACUGGAUAUCCUGGAAAACUGAAUUCAAGAAAAACUACAGCAGUGUGAGGGAGGAAGCAUACAGGAGAACAAUUUGGGAGAAGAAUGUUUUGAAAGUGAUGAAGCACAAUGAAGAAGCUGCAGCAGGACAACAUACAUACACCAUAGGGAUCAAUCACCUUUCAGACAUGACAACAGAAGAAAUCAAUGCUAAACUGAAUGGUCUGAGGGUGGAGGAUUUUGCUCCUUGGGAUGCUAAUGAGAAUUUCACCUUGGUGAGUGAUUUCCCCCUCCCUCCCAGUGUGAACUGGACUGAGGAUGGAUUUGUCACCCCUGUGCAGAACCAGGGUGACUGCAACUCGUGCUGGGCAUUCAGUGCAGUUGGAGCUUUGGAAGCUCAAAUGAAGAAAAAGAAGGGUCGGCUUAUUCCUCUAAGUGUUCAGAACCUUGUAGACUGUGGUAAUGAGACAGGAAACUUUGGCUGUGCUGGAGGAUUCAUAAGUAAUGCCUUUACUUACAUUAUAAACAAAGGAAUUAGCAAGGAUGCCGACUAUAAAAACAUGACAUGUGAUACCGUCCAUCGUAAAUACGGACGCUGUUCUGGUUUCCGGGUUCUUCAACGCUUUAAUGAGUUUGAGCUGCAGAAGGUGGUGGCUAACAUUGGACCGGUUGCAGUGGGAAUUCAUGUUAGUUAUGAGUCAUUUCACCAUUACAAGCAAGGUAUUUAUAAUGAGUCUUCGUGCCCUUUUCAUCCACUGAAUCACGCUGUUCUGGUGGUCGGAUAUGGAAAAGAUGAAGGGCAGCAAUACUGGCUGGUCAAAAACAGUUGGGGUGCAGACUGGGGAGAAGGAGGCUACAUACGAAUGCAGCGAAACAAGAAUCAGUGUGGAAUCGGCAGCUACAGUGUUGUCCCUAUUAUCUGAACUCAGUUUUCUCAUAUCACCUUUUUAUUUUACUUUUCUUGCUAUUAUUGACUAAUUCAUAAAUUUGAGGGGGGUUUUAGGGUUUAGUUGUUUUGUACGUUAAAAUCUGGUGGUUAUGAUGAAAAAGUAUUUGUUUUUGGAAUUAAUGAAAUCCAGAGUUGCUUAUAUUGUAUACCAUGUAAUCAAUUCCCCAAAUGACUGAAAAUAAAUUUUUAAACGUUA